CACAGGAGCAGCGGCCCGCCCAGGUGGGCGCGUGUGCCGCUCCCUGAUCUCCGCCGGCGCACUGUCUCCCAGCGGGAGCUCGUUGCAGGCGGCGAGGGCCCGCCUCCCAGCCGGGCAGGAGGCGUGGGCAUGGAGCUGGCCGCCGUCGCCAAGCCCCGGGCCCGCGCCGCUGCCUAGGGCGACCCGAGGGACGCUGCCUAGGGCGCGGCUCCGGGGACCCGUGCGGCCUAGCACGGCCCGGCGCUGCGCGGAUGGCCCUGCUCCUGCGGCCCGUGCUCGCCGUCCUUCUUCUCCUCCUGACCGCCGCUUUCAGGUGCCAGGAGCAGGCCCAGACCACCGACUGGAGAGCCACCCUGAAGACCAUCCGGAACGGCGUUCACAAGAUAGACACGUACCUGAAUGCCGCCUUGGACCUUCUGGGAGGCGAGGACGGGCUCUGCCAGUAUAAGUGCAAUGACGGAUCUAAGCCUUUUCCACGUUAUGGAUAUAAACCCUCCCCGCCGAAUGGAUGUGGCUCCCCACUGUUUGGUGUUCAUCUUAACAUUGGCAUCCCUUCCUUGACAAAGUGCUGCAACCAACACGACAGGUGCUAUGAGACCUGCGGCAAAAGCAAAAACGACUGUGAUGAGGAGUUUCAGUAUUGCCUCUCCAAGAUUUGCCGAGAUGUGCAGAAAACACUAGGGCUAGCUCAGCAUGUGCAGGCAUGUGAAACCACCGUGGAGCUCUUGUUUGACAGCGUUAUACAUUUAGGCUGUAAGCCGUACCUGGACAGCCAACGAGCCGCAUGUAGGUGUCGCUACGAAGAAAAAACUGAUCUUUAAAGAAGAUGCUGACAGGUUGUGACAGCAGAUGAGGACAGAAGAACAUAACCUUUGACAAAGAGCUAAUGUUUUCACAGCAUAAAGCUGCCUUAUUUUUGUGAAAGGAUUAUUUUAAGACCUUAUUUUGACAUUAAAACUUCAAACUAAAGAAACAAAUGCAGGUUAUCUUCCUGGAUGUUGCUGCCUUAGUGUGCCAUGUUGUCUUGACAAUCACAGAAAGAGGUGCAUGUUAAGGGAGAAUUUUUUAAAAGAAAGAGUCUAACUCAAUUUUCACAACUAUAUUUAUCAAAAAAUAAGGUCAAGUGUAAAAUUCAUUGUAAGGUAUGUUCAACAUUAUCUUAUUUGGAAAUAUGGGGAAAUUUUCACUUAAAAGUAUGUUUGUUUACUGUAAAAUUUAAAAUAUACAUUUAUGCCCAGAAAGAUCUGACUUUAUUUUUGCUCUUUUAAUUAACACAUACAGUUUUUCCAUAGCCCAUUGAGCAUAUGAAUAAGCCACACUUCUAUGAAUGACAGGACUAGUUACAAGGACAUGUCUGUUUCUCUUGUAAAAUUGGAACCAUCUCCUGGGACCUCUUAGGAAACAAAACUAGGAUAUCUAGGUAUUAAUAUGUGCUUAGAAGGUGACGUGAACAAAAUUCAGAAGCAUAGCCCAUUUUAUGAACCGCUUAUGACAAAUUUCAUAUUUUGCUAUAUAAACUUUGCCUAAAUUGGAGAAAAGAUGGAUUUAAUGAGACAAAUGAAAAGUUGUUUAAUAUAUACAUCAGAGCAUUAUAUGCGUUAUAUGCUUUGGUGUUUACUCCCUAGGACUUACUCGUGGUAGAUUCUGGGAUAUUUUUAAAAGACAGUAAACCAUUUACUAAUACUGGCCUUCAUAAAAAUUGUUCUUGAUAUUGUUGGGUUUUUUAAGUCUUUAACUGUGGCGUCAAAAGGGAUGGAAAAGCAGGAUCCAAAGAACUAUCUUUUGUAGAAAAUUAUUAACAGAUGUUUAAGAGCAAAUCCCAGAACUUCAACUGCCUCUGAAAAUGUCUGUGAGGAUUGAAAGCUUUUCAACCCCUUGGAAAGCUCAGCUGUGUUCCUCUACCAUUCUUUGCUUACCACUGGCUGUCGACUUUCCCUAGCCCAAGAUCCCAAGCCAUGUAUAUCUUUUGGGUAACCUCUGGCCAAAGUUAUUAAGAUGAACUGCUUGCAAAGUCAGAGAAAGCCAGCACCAGCAGAAGUGGUUCUUUCUAAAUCAAUACAGGCAGAAUUGGGAUGAAUGAAAAAUAUGUUCUGGAAAAAGGGCCACAUUCCUAACUUUGAAUAUAUGUUAUUGCUGAGAACCUGAUGGCUUCCCAACCUGAGAUGGUGGCAGCUAUUCUGCUAAUAGAUGUGUCCUCUAUUAGACAAGGCAAGUGUAUCCCUCAGGGCUAAGUAAGCAAACUGGGCUCCAGUUGCAUUACUUGACCAGGUAACUUUAAACUUGUAAUAAAUUCAUGGAUUUUCUUGGCAGCAUUGGCUUUCUCAAGAGGACAAAGUCAGAAUGUCUUUGUAAAAUAUUUAAUUCAUGGUCAUAAAUUAUGUACAAAAAUCAGUAGAAGCAGUUUUUAUGUUCAAAUUUUAAAAACUUAUCUAGGAAUAAUUUUAGAUUUACAGAAGAGUUGCAGAGAUAGUAUAGAGGCUUCUUGUAUACUCCUUACCCCAAUGUUAACAUUUUACAUAAACAGGAAACAUUUGUUAAGAAACCAACAUUGGUAAUUACUAUUAACGAAACUCUAGACUUUAUUAGGAUUACACUAGGUUUUCCACUAAUGUCGUUUUUCUUUUCCAUGAUCGACUUUAGGAUACACCAUGUCUAAUUAGCCUCUAGUCUGUGACGGUUCCUCGUCUUUCCUUGUUUUUCAUAACCUUGACAGUUUUGAGGCAUACUGGUCAGGUGUCUUGUAGGAUGUCCCUCAGUUUGGGUUAGUCUUACGUUUUCCUCAUGUUUGGACUAGGGUUAUGGAUUUUUAGGAAGAAAACCAAGAGGUGAGUAGUGGUUCUCAUCAAAUCAUAUCGGUAGUUGACUGCUAUCAACUUGAUGUUGUGUAAACUCUAGACAUUUGGUUAAGGUAGUGUCUGUUAGUUUCCUCCACUGUAAAGCUAAUGUUUUUCCCUUUCCAUGCUUUUGUUCUUUGGAAACCAGUCACCAAGUCCAGUCUGUGGGAGGCGAGGGGUGGGCAAGAUUAUAUUCCACCUCCUGGGAGGGGGUGUAUCUAUUGUAGUACUUGAAAUUCUUGUCACCAUCUGCCCCUUGCCACACCUGUUUAUUAUUCAGCUAUUUGUGUCAGUAUGGAUUCAUGCCUGUUUCUUUUGUACUGUGGGUAAUAUUUACAAAUUGUUCCAGCUUGGCUGUUGGGAGUUAAGUCAGGUUGACUCUGUGUGUCUUUGACCUGAACCAUCCUUUUGACUUUCGAGCAUCUCCAUCCUUUCUGAUAAGAAAGUAGGAAAGUUGCUUCAGGCUCAUCUUAUAUAUUCCCAGCCCCAGCCCUAGAAUCAUCCUCUUUUCAAAGUUUCCUUUUAUUGAAGAAUGGUUUACAGUGGAACUUAGAAACCAGGAUCUGGACACAGGAUAGCUUGUUUCUAUUGGGGUAUCACUGCUUCUAGACCCUCCCAGCAAACAGAGCUAGGAAAUAUGUGUAUAUUAACCCAUGUACAUGUACAUAUCUGUAAUUAUUUAUGUGUAUAUAUAUUAAGCUGAAGAUAAGUUUGUACUGUCUUCACUUGAAUUCUGUACGACAGGGCAUAUAUUUAAGCUUUAAGGAUGGUAUUUUCCUUAUCCACAGAAUAAAUUAAAAAACAAAAUCACCCCCAAAAAACUAGCUUUUAGCAGCUGUUUGCAAGACAUAUAUUGAUAUUUUAAAAUAAUAAAACUAUAUUGCCUUCAAAUAAUGCCUGUCUUUUUAAAGUCUUUUGGCACACCUCUUCCAGGGACAGAUAUGGCUGUAUUCAUUUCAUAGGUGGAGAAACCGAGGCACAAAGAAGUUGUAAGGAAGACAGAAUUGAAAUAUGAGGGCAAACACAUCUUCUCGAGCAGGAUUUCCUUCAGUGACCCCCUAGACUAGUCUAGACUAGUAGUACUAAUUAAAGAGUUGUUUUGUUAGCAUAUAACUACUCCCUAAAAUGAAAAAGUGAUAUUUCUGUCACUAUUUAUAGAUGUACAAGGUUGACAGGAGGUCAGAAUGGUCAUUAUUUUAUCCUGGUACAAAACAGGAAUAACAUCUAACAAAAUGAAGACAAUGGAGUCCUUCUGUAAAAACAACUUUUUAGUAGACUGACUUUAGUAACUUUGGGGAGUAGAAUGAAACCUAUUAGGUAAGGAUCCUUCCACGUAGAUUACAUUGCAUUGGUCAAAAUUCACAGAUACUCCCUGCAGUAUAUUCAAGUCUUGUAUAACACCUGGCUCUAAUGAUUGAAAUAGCCCCUUUAGUUUGCUGUUUUUCCUCACAGAAUUGUGUA
Messenger RNA from Eubalaena glacialis (North Atlantic right whale), 4295 nucleotides. RefSeq names its product phospholipase A2 group XIIA (gene PLA2G12A). Gene Ontology annotation, molecular function: calcium ion binding; A2-type glycerophospholipase activity. NCBI's taxonomy places the organism in Eukaryota, Metazoa, Chordata, Mammalia, Artiodactyla, Balaenidae. The transcript is spliced from 4 exons. Gene Ontology annotation, cellular component: extracellular region. The record is from RefSeq and is a predicted model, not a curated record. Gene Ontology annotation, biological process: arachidonate secretion; lipid catabolic process; phospholipid metabolic process. Bases 252 to 821 code for a protein of 189 amino acids.